AAAUGCAUUUCAGUAAUGCUUGCAUGCAUUUAUUUCAGAUCAGCAUUGAGCAAGUGGAGGUAAUGACGGAUGAAGAUUUUCAGAAAGUUGGCUUGAAUACGAUUGGAACUCGCAUUAAAAUUAAACAAGCCUGUAGGAACUUUUUGAAAGGAAAUCUGCAAUCCCAAGUGGUGGAAAAGUACGUUGAACUAUCACAACCUAGAAAGAAGAAAAAGGUGCGCAAUGAAAAACGAAACAUUCUUAGAAAUGAGAAGCCAACAAGGCGAUUAUAUAUAGGGUGGAAACACAAAGCAACAGGUCAUUUUAAAAUAGUUUCAGCUAGCAAGGGCGGUGGGCAACGGUUAUUGGAUGUCAGGAAAGAUAGCUCAUAUACUGAACUGGUUAAGUUGAUAUGUGACUGCUAUUUUCCGAAUGGUUACAGCAAAUGGCAGGGUUUGAGUAUCAAUGAUGUAACGUAUUUCAUUGGAAACUUCACUGGUUAAAUUUCUUCCCUUUGU
Mercenaria mercenaria is the source of this 497-nucleotide messenger RNA. RefSeq lists its product as uncharacterized. The coding region runs from base 3 to 482 and encodes 159 amino acids. The transcript is spliced from 2 exons. The record is from RefSeq and is a predicted model, not a curated record. Lineage: Eukaryota; Metazoa; Mollusca; Bivalvia; Venerida; Veneridae.